GUUUUACCAGUUAAACUUUAAUAAAAAAGAUGGCUGCCAACAGGAACGUGGUUGACAGAGCUCUUGCUGUCCUUCGAACCCUUCCCAGGGUGUCCCUGGGCAACUUGAAGGAUGCCGAGAGAACAAAAAAGUCUCACAGAGGUCGAGGUAUUCACGGGGGCAAGACUCACGGUUUUGGCUCAAAGGGUUCAAAGGCUCGACAGAAUUUUAUGCCCUUGGGUUACGAGACGGGAAACACACCCUUCUAUCUCAGGUUCGGCAUGGAGCAAUACUACAAAAGGCAUCGUUUGGAACGAGAGUAUCCACCCGUGAGCUUGCUGCAGCUGCAGAAGAUGAUUGACCUGAACAGGCUUGACUUUAAACUGCCCAUCGACCUUACAGCAAUUUGCAACACAGGUCUCUACAAACUUUUAAUUUGCUGCAACCAUCAUGGCGUCAACCUCACCGAUGAAGGCUUUGAUAUAUUUAAGGCAAAAGUCAACAUUGAGGUGCAGUGGGCUUCAGAGCCAGCAAUUGCAGCCAUCGAAAGAAAUGGAGGCACUAUCACCACAUCUUACUACGACCCUUUUAGCCUCCAUGCUGUAAUCGACCCAGCAAAUUUCUUCUUAAGAGGUGAUCCUAUUCCUAAAAGGAUGAUCCCACCUGACGAUGCUAUCGCAUACUACACCUCGGCUGAGAAUAGGGGCUACCUGGCAGACCCCGAGAAAGUUUCUCAGGCUAGGCUGGCACUGGCUCAGAAGUAUGGCUACGAACUUCCAAAAAUCGAGGAUGACCCUGACUAUGAGAUGCUGACCACAAGAAAAGAUCCCAGACAAAUAUUUUAUGGCCUCGAGCCAGGCUGGGUUAUCAGUUUGAAGGACAAGGCGAUUCUCAAACCAAAGGACAAAGAAUUGUUGGAGUACUACAGAAGUUGAACUUUACAAACAUUGUUUCUAGUCUAGGAUAUUGAAAUAAAAGUGCAUAAUGUUAAAUUUAUUUGGCUUAGCUUUGAAUUUAUUGUAAUGCAAUGGUAAAUCCAAUUUACAAAUAAGUUAAAAAAUUAAUAGUUUGCCUUAAUUAUCAUCCAAAAUUGCCCAGGAAAAAUUAAUUUAUUUAAUUACAAAUAUCAUAGAAUUUAUUGAGAGAGUCUAUGUAUUGCAGUAAAAAGGGAAAACGAUAAAAAAAAAA
Molecule: messenger RNA, 1167 nt
Organism: Neocloeon triangulifer
Lineage: Eukaryota; Metazoa; Arthropoda; Insecta; Ephemeroptera; Baetidae
Gene: mRpL15
Product: large ribosomal subunit protein uL15m
Exons: 5
Coding region: 30-914 (294 amino acids)
Biological process (GO): translation
Cellular component (GO): mitochondrial large ribosomal subunit
Molecular function (GO): structural constituent of ribosome
Source: RefSeq, a predicted model, not a curated record